Colossoma macropomum (tambaqui) is the source of this 890-nucleotide messenger RNA. RefSeq lists its product as uncharacterized. NCBI's taxonomy places the organism in Eukaryota, Metazoa, Chordata, Actinopteri, Characiformes, Serrasalmidae. The record is from RefSeq and is a predicted model, not a curated record. The transcript has 2 exons. Gene Ontology annotation, molecular function: GTP binding. The coding region runs from base 7 to 792 and encodes 261 amino acids.
ACGACAAUGUUGAACUGUCUCUGCUGCAAAUGCCGACGAGCAACUCCCAUUCCAGAUGGCCAACCACUUCGUAUAGUGAUGAUAGGCAAAACGGGAGUGGGGAAAAGUGCUCUUGGGAACACUAUUAUCGGGAGAAAAGUGUUUAAAUCCUCUCCUUCUGCAAACUCGGUUACCGAGACUUGCCAAAAGGCGAAAGUGAACGACCAAAGAGACAUUUAUGUAAUUGACACUCCGGGGAUUUUGGACACCAGUAAAACAACAGAAAGCAUCAAAAAGGAAAUUGUAAAAUGCAUUCAAGUUUCAGCGCCCGGACCUCACGUCUUCCUGCUGGUGAUGCAAAUUGGCCGUUUCACCCCAGAAGAGCAAAACGCUGUGAAAGCCUUGCAGGAGCUAUUUGGAGAAGAGGCUUGUAAGUACAUGAUUGUGGUGUUCACACAUGGAGAUGCGCUGAAAGAUCAAAAUAUACAGGACUAUGUGGGUACUGGACACUCACAACUCCGCAAUGUUGUCCAGACUUGUGGGAGCAGAUACGUUGUCUUCAACAACAACAACAUGGAAAACCGAGAUCAAGUUGUGGAGCUUAUAGUUAAGAUUGAUGAGCUGGUUGCAGCCAAUGGGGGAAGUUACUUCACCCAGGAAAUGUAUGAAGAAGCAGAACGAAAAAUCCAGCAGCAAAAGAUAGCAAGGGAGCAGGCAGAGCUUCAAAACUAUGACUUCAGCUUCCUUGAGGUUCUGCAUCAGAGAAUUAUUGUUUUCCAACAAAUACUCAGGAAAGAUCUAGAUGAAACUUAAGGUUACUAGCAACACAUCCACUUAGUACAGCUUCAUAAUUGCACUGAACCUGAAAACAUUGUUGAUAAAUUAAUGGCUUUCAGUUACAGCUUUGAAUC